AUGCACGGCGGCCGCGGCGGGCGGCGCCCGAGCGUUCCGGUGCCGCCUCGGCGGGCGGAGCCCAGCGCCGGUGAGGUCGCACCGCGCCGCCACCGGAGCGCGGCAGGGAUCGGGACACGCCGCGCUGUCCCCGCCGGUAGCGGCAGCGCGGAGCGGGCCCGCACGGACAGCCCCAGCUGCGCUGGCCCGGCGCAGCUCCCGGUGCUGCCCCUCCGCAAGCGGCUGUGCCCGGAGCGCCGAGUGGCCGGCCGCGAUCGCCGCCGGGAAAGCCCUGGGGGUGAGCAGAGGCUUCUUCAUGGAGCUGGAGGUUGUCAUCCAGGGUUAAGUCAAAUUUUCAGUGCUAGGCUCUCUCUGGAGAGCUGCAUCACCACCUUGGCCUGGCAUUAAGAAGAGUGUGUUUCUAAGAUCCUGUCUCCUGUGGCAAAACUGGAGGCCACAGAAACCUCAGAGGAUGUCAGUGAAGAUUAGAUUACCCAAAGGACUGAAGACAGCAUCAGGCAGUCUUUGAGUGGCAUUUGCACAGAGGCUGCUGCCAGGCUGUGCCAGGCAGUGGUUUGGAAGUCCAGGCAGCUGAUUUGCACCAGGUAGGACAGGCUCAGUGUACAGAUCCAGGAGGAUGCCCACUCUGUGGGCAUCUUCCAGGAAGGCCCAAGUAGUCACACUUGCCACUUCAGCCUGGCCUUCCAGCUGCCCUGCUGGCACACCUUGGCUGUACUGAAUUCAAACAAGAAGCUCUUGCAGAGGGAAACGUUCAGUAGACCAUGGGAGAGGAGAUGUGAUGCCCAUCAGGCUGGGUGAGACAGUGCUGAUGGCCUCUUGGAGGUCCUAAAGAGCUCCUGGAACAAGUCGUUGGAUAAAUCCCUCGUGGUUAUCCUUCCUCCCAGCAGAGAUCAGCCACAGCAACAAGGACUUGGAGCACAGGACUCUGUGGGAGCUGCUGACAGCUGGAUCAGCUCCAUUGAGGAGAAGCUCCAGCACUGAGUGGGAGCUGAGCUGGGUGCUUCCACUGGGUCCUGUCUCGCACCUUCAUUCCCUCAGCCUGUC
Messenger RNA from Zonotrichia leucophrys gambelii, 1044 nucleotides. RefSeq names its product zinc finger SWIM-type containing 1 (gene ZSWIM1). The record is from RefSeq and is a predicted model, not a curated record. NCBI's taxonomy places the organism in Eukaryota, Metazoa, Chordata, Aves, Passeriformes, Passerellidae.